CUCUAUGUUUGGAGGUGCACUCGCUGUGGCAGAGGGAGCUCUCUCUGUAUUCUCAGUUUCUAACAAAAGAGGAUUGGAUAUGUCCCCUGUUGAACCACGGCUCUCCUCACACUUUCUCCAACGGCUUGAACAUUUGUAACCCAGCUUUUUCGGAGUUGAUCCUGUUUACUGGUCAAAAUGUCUUACCCAAUCAGCUCCCAGCCUCACGCAACUCAGGGCUAUGCGACCAGCAGCCAGUGGAAUUCCGAAGUGUUCGACUGCUUUGAAGACAUGGGCAUCUGUCUUUGUGGAACAUUUGUCCCCUGUAUCUUGGCUUGUAAGGUAGCCUCAGAUUUUGGCGAGUGCUGCUGUCUCCCUUGCCUUGGAGGCACCGUGCUGGCCAUGCGUACCGGCAUCCGAGAACGUCAUCGCAUUCCGGGCACUAUUUGCAAUGACUGUGUAUGCCUCACAUUCUGCACCCCAUGCACUCUCUGUCAGUUGGCCCGUGAGGUGAAAGCCAGGAAAUAAAGAAAGCAACAUUAGUGCUUGAGAUGCAGACAGAUAUAUUAUAAUUAGACAUCCUAUGGACAAAUCUAAAGAAUGUAAGAAUUGAAGGAACAGAAGAGAAAAAUCUUCCCGGACCAAAGAUACAUUUAUUAUAAAGAGUUAGCUUCUCUAUGCAGCAAAAAACUAUGUAAUCAAGCAUAUUGCGAAUAUACUUUUUAUUUUUUUUUAA
Messenger RNA from Pelobates fuscus (common spadefoot toad), 715 nucleotides. Its product is annotated as cornifelin homolog B-like. The record is from RefSeq and is a predicted model, not a curated record. Lineage: Eukaryota; Metazoa; Chordata; Amphibia; Anura; Pelobatidae. The coding region runs from base 178 to 507 and encodes 109 amino acids. The transcript has 4 exons.